Molecule: messenger RNA, 2965 nt
Organism: Camelus dromedarius (Arabian camel)
Lineage: Eukaryota; Metazoa; Chordata; Mammalia; Artiodactyla; Camelidae
Gene: NMNAT3
Product: nicotinamide nucleotide adenylyltransferase 3
Exons: 5
Coding region: 228-962 (244 amino acids)
Biological process (GO): NAD+ biosynthetic process
Cellular component (GO): mitochondrion
Molecular function (GO): nicotinate-nucleotide adenylyltransferase activity; nicotinamide-nucleotide adenylyltransferase activity
Source: RefSeq, a predicted model, not a curated record
CAGGUCUCGGGCUGCCCCACCGAAAAGGGCGGUGCGUGCGGAGGCCUGGCGCGGUCCCCGCUGGGCCUUGGGUGCUGGGCCGGGCACGGGCGGAGAGAGAGCCCGGGUUCGGCGCGGCCAAGUCCCCAGUCCUCUGCAGUCCCCCGAGGCUCACCGAGCGCCUCUGUGGAGUCCCGCGACGCGCAGGCAGGGUGGCUGCUGCAGCAGGUGUCGAUGUGCCUGACGAGAUGAAGAGCCGGAUCCCUGUGGUGCUCCUGGCCUGUGGCUCCUUCAACCCCAUCACCAACAUGCACCUCCGCUUGUUCGAGGUUGCCAGGGACCACCUUCACCAAACAGGAAGGUACCAGGUGAUCGGGGGUAUCAUCUCUCCGGUCAACGACCACUACGGGAAGAAAGACCUCGCCGCUGCCCGGCACCGGGUGGCCAUGGCCCGGCUGGCCCUGCAGACGUCCGACUGGAUCCGAGUAGACCCCUGGGAGAGCGAGCAGACGCAGUGGAUGGAGACGGUCAAGGUGCUGAGGCAUCAUCGCAGCGAACUGCUCAGAUCUCUGCCCAAGACAGAAGGCGCAGACCAAGGCAGGGCCGCCUCCCCGGCCCCCGCAGCUGUGCCUGAGCUGAAGCUCCUGUGCGGGGCAGAUGUGCUGAAGACCUUCCAGACCCCCAACCUCUGGAAAGAUGCACACAUCCAGGAGAUAGUGGAGAAGUUCGGCUUGGUGUGCGUGGACCGGGUAGGGCAUGACCCAAAGGGGUACAUCUUGGGCUCGCCCAUCCUGCAGAAGUACCGGGACAACAUCCACCUGGCCAGGGAGCCUGUGCAGAACGAGAUCAGCGCCACGUACAUCAGGCGGGCCCUGGCCCAAGGGCAGAGCGUGAAGUACCUGCUCCCGGAUGCCGUCAUCUCCUACAUCAAGGAGCACGGCCUCUACACCAGGGACACCAGCACGGAGAGGAAUGAAGGUUAGAUGGGCUGGACCAGCCGCUCCUCCCCAACCGAACGCCUCCUGAGGACAGGCCGGCUAAGGUCUUGGUUUUCGUUCAUUUUUCCAUCUUUCAUUUGGUCUGUUUCAACAGCAGUUUUGUUUCUGAGGAGUCUUCUGUGCCAGGAAGAGAUACCUUCUUUUGGGAGGACCAAAUGUCUACCUCACAAGGAGGGACAUUUAUCAUAGAAGUUAAAAUGGUGUUGCAGGUCACUGGGGUUAGGCAAGAGCUCUCAGAACCUCUGGUUAAAGAGAUCUUAUUUUGUAAAUGGUAGUUAUGGCUGCGCACUGAAGGUUCUGCACGUGACAGGGACCGCUGAGGGUCAGAUCGGAAUUGCCCACAAUGUGUUUUUCUAACCAGGACCAGGUGCAGCUUGCCGGUCUUGAUUGGAGAGGCUUGACAGGAUGCUAAUUACCAAACGGCAGGCUUUGUCAAUGCUUUGCUUCAACAAAAUAACACUCUGUCAGGGUGUCAAGAAUUUGGAAGCUGCACUUUGCUGAUUUACAUUGAAUCUUCCUUACGAACCAUUGUCUGCCUGCCUACUGGCCAUCGAUAGAAUUUAAACUAAAGUCUUUCUAAGUAGUGAUACUCAAACAAUAUUUUUGAUACAGUAUAUAUAUUUUUUUCUAAUACAGCUAAUCUAUGAAUGCUAGCACUCCCGAUUUCCAGGUUUCUAAAAAGGAACUGAGGUAAAACAGAGGCCUUGACUAUUUUAGAGGAUCUUCUUGAAUGUUUUAUGACUGCCUGCCUGUUUGAAUAUUGGCAAAGGGAUAAAUAAUAAAUUGACAUCAAAAAGUGCUAAUGAAAAGUUUCUCUUUUUUCUUUCUUUGUUAUAUUAUUCAUGCCUGAUGUGCCAGCUGUUGCUCUGCUCUUCUUUUUGGCUAUUCCAUGAAAUUUGCUAGUGUUCCAAUCGAACUGGCAUGAAUUUGAAAGUUUCUGUUCCCGGGGAUGAGCAGUGGAGGGAAGACACUGCUUUCAACACCAAGCAGACGGUUCUCUGAGCUCUGGGUCGAUGGCUGUGUUCAGGUGAGCCCUGAAAGGUACAGACAGGAGCCUUGUGUGUGUUCAGGAUUUGUCCUUCCACCCCCAGUUAGGAAGAGGUGGUUUUGAUUGGCCGAAUUCAGUUUGAGUUUACUCUUUCUACUUCCUGACCAAACGACUGAACGCGUUCAGAAUUGACUUCUCCAGGAUUUUACGCUGGUUCAUCCUUGCUACAAAUGUAAUCGUGCAGAAACACAAAGGGUCAGUGGGAAGAAUCUUGUAUCUUCCGAAAUAUAUCCCAGUGUUGGCAGGUGUGUCAUGAUGCACAUGAGUGAAGCAGGAAAUCAUCAGGAUUUCCUGCAUCGAGAGUAGUGGGACCCUCCAGUGAGGGUCCCCAGACUUCCGCCCCUGCAACCUCUGAAGCUGCUGGCCAUUCCCCACCCUGAUGAGCUCUGCCCUUAAGAGCUCCUUAAGGACCCUGAUGAUUCAGGGGAAUAGGGAUCAAACGGCCUUGUCCAGGAGCUGCCACAGCAAGUUGACUGCCUCGCUUCCCCACCAUGAGCCUUAGUUUCCCAGUCUCUAAAAUGGGGAUGUUUAAUUAGACAGCCUCUAAAUUCUCUUCCAUUUUUCUAAGACUCUGAGUGCCUCUGACUUCAGCCUCUCCACCCUUCUUUGGGUCCAAUACACUUCUGACCAAACUGGAAGCUCCCCAAGGGAAGGGUCUGUGUUCUGGAGGGUUAUUUGCGGGGGGAGGGGGGCUUUUUUUUUUUUUUUUUUUGGCUGCUGUAUCCUAAGUGCCAAGAAAUUUGCUACUCCAAGUGGGCCCAGUGUUUGUCUGCUGUGGGAGCUGGUUAGAAAUGCAGGCUCUCAGGCCCCACCCCAGACCUACUGACUAAGAAUCUGCAUUUGAAUAAGCUUCCCCCACCAUUCAAUGCACUUGCCUAGAAUAGUCCCUGUUAUGAUAAAUAUUAGUUUUGUUUUGAAUAAACUGUUUGUAUGAGUGAAA